Molecule: messenger RNA, 378 nt
Organism: Quercus robur (English oak)
Lineage: Eukaryota; Viridiplantae; Streptophyta; Magnoliopsida; Fagales; Fagaceae
Exons: 1
Coding region: 1-378 (125 amino acids)
Molecular function (GO): RNA-DNA hybrid ribonuclease activity; nucleic acid binding
Source: RefSeq, a predicted model, not a curated record
AUGAGCAAGAAGCUCCGUGCAAUGUUGGGAACAUUGGAAACUGAAGCUAAGGCGAUGGAGGAAGGCUUGAGGUUCGCGUGGGACAGGGGCUUCAGAAUAGCUACGUUUGAAGGGGACUCUUUAUUGGUGCAUCAAGCGUUGACUGGCUCUGCCAUCCCACCUGCUAGCAUCUCCAACAUUAUUUCUGGUGUGCUGAUUCAGGCAUCACAAUUUGAUGAGUGUGUCUUCUCCUUUACUCGGAGGACUGGCAACAAAGUUGCCCAUGCGUUAGCGCAAUAUGCUAGGCAUUUAUCUGAUUCUAGUAUUUGGUUAGAGGAAUAUCCUAGUUUUAUUGAGAACUUAGUGUCUCAAGAUGUACUGUUUUUAUCAUCCUCUUAA